This is a messenger RNA of Dunckerocampus dactyliophorus (ringed pipefish), 7913 nucleotides long. It is a transcript of the gene dusp8a, whose product is annotated as dual specificity phosphatase 8a. Gene Ontology annotation, molecular function: MAP kinase tyrosine/serine/threonine phosphatase activity; protein tyrosine/threonine phosphatase activity. The record is from RefSeq and is a predicted model, not a curated record. The transcript is spliced from 5 exons. Gene Ontology annotation, cellular component: cytoplasm. Lineage: Eukaryota; Metazoa; Chordata; Actinopteri; Syngnathiformes; Syngnathidae. Gene Ontology annotation, biological process: protein dephosphorylation; negative regulation of MAPK cascade. Bases 4094 to 5887 code for a protein of 597 amino acids.
GGGGGCAGUACCACCUAUUUUCGUCACAGCAGGGAAUAAAACGGCCCGGCUGCCAUUUGCUAUAUCUCCGGCUGUAAUCCCCCAAUUAGCACACCUACUAUUCUCAACCAUGUUACCCUUCUGAGGACACCAAGAGGGUUUGGAAGAAAAUGGACAUGAUGUCACAUUAGGAACAUUUGUCAGUCUCAAUACAGCAUCAGGGGGUUCUGUGCAGUAAUUGUGGUAGAGUUCUCUUUAAAAUGAAUACAAAUACAGUCUUCCUUUGUUUGUUGCGGUUAAUUGGUUUCAGACCCGACCGUGGGAAGUGAAUUUCUGCGAAAUAGGAUUAAUAAAUGCAACAUUUUCAGUUACAGCAUAGAAAACCUGUUUAUGACCUUCUAAAUACAGUUUUUAACAUUAUUUAGAGCCAUGUAGACAUGAAAUAACAUGUCUUUGGUCACCUUUACACUCAUAUUACCUACUAUGGUAGACAUGAUCAGCGAUAAUAAGAUAAUAACUCACACGUUAGCAUUGGGAAAGGUCCUUGUUGUUGUAGUAUCUCGAGUAUAGUGUGGGUCGAUCGCAUGGCAUUAAAAAAAAGAUCAGCCUAUCAUCCAUCCUCACUAUGAUGUUUGUGACAUGGAUCUGACAUACACGUACAUCUGCAAAAUAAUGGACACCGCUAUCUUUGUUCACACCACACUGUGCAACUCUUACACGCAGGCUACGUGAUCUCUGCAGGGACACACGAGACAGCCGCUGCUUUAAACAUAGCAAGCUAUUGCGCUAACUAGUUAGCCUCCAAUUUAUUUCUUCUAAACUUAAAGGGUUUGAAACUUGAGUGGGGAAGAAGGACAAAGUAAGAAGUCAAAAACUUCCCACUUCCACACUGAAUGGGAGGAGAACUUUUUUUCACCAUGUCACAUCUAUGACUGGCAAUCAUUUGGAGCGACUGUCCGAACUCUGCAUCCAUGGCUGACUCCAUGCAGUGCAAGUUAAGGUAAUGUAAUGUAAGGUCAUGCCUCAUCAAUGUAACAUUACUGAUUCCUAGUGACAAGUGUAGAAUAUUACAUAUGACUUGUUUCUUUAUAGUUUUUGACUAAUAAUAGGCCAUAGUCAGCCAUGAAAAACUGUGAUAGAGUGAGGGAGUGAUGUUCGAACCGCGAAGUGGCGAGGGAUGACUGUGUACCAGUGAGUGACAAUCUAUUAUCUACCUGGCCAUCUCUUCCUCUUUCUACUUAUUUUUCUUUGCUAAAGGAGGCACAAUUGGUGUCAGAAGAGGGAUGGGUAGCUCUGAUGAGUGAUCAGACGGAGACAUUCUUCGAACAAGUGAGCCGUGUCUGAUUAACCCCAGGAAGGGGGAUGAUCGGGGAUGUCUCGUCUCUGGAAAGGGAAGCGUUUUGGUACCUGUACAGGUUUUUCAACACUAUGCGUCCACACAAGUGUAGGUUAAACAUAAUGCAGUGCAAGCUUGCACGUCGUUGUUAACAUGUCAAGCGCAUUCGUACAAAGCUCAUGACCACCAAGUGACCUAUUUUAUCACACUCCGUCUACCAUCUUUUAUAAGCUUCUCUGCCUUUAUCUUUGGUGCUGGACUCAUUGGGCAAUGACCCCAUGUCCUGACGCCCAUCUGACCAGUGGAGCGUGACAUCUCAACCUGAGGCUGAAGCAUCUGUCUAGACUUGAUUGAUUUUUUUCAACAUGUUGACUUAAUUUAAAAAUCAUGUAUAGAAAAUGUACAUAGAAUACACCAUCCCAUUCUUUCUGAUACAUUUCUGAUUUGACAACAAAAACUAAGAAGCAGUCGAGUUCAUUCUGUAAUGGAAUUUGCUGCUUUUCCCCACCGAUCGCUGAACUUGUGGCCUACAUGUUUGUCAUUCCAUAGUAAAGUACAGAGCGUCUGUGGCCCGUCACACACACCACAAACUUGUUGGAUCUUCACCUCUAGACUUCUAUUUCUUCUCCUCUCUCAUCUGCUUUGGCCUGUUUUUCCUACCCUUUAGCCUGAUGUAACUUUUCUUCCACAUUUUCAUCCUCAAAGACAAAACCACACAAGAUGGGACUGUGGACAGGCAGGACGGUGACGUUACACACAUUCACAUGCACAUGCAUUCCUGUCCUUAAACGCAUCAUCUUAAAUGCUCAUGAUGUCUGUCAUAGUUUCACAGUUCAGUACUUCAAAAACAAAGUUAAAAUGACACAUAAAAGAUUUUAACUGGCACCUGCAUAGAGCCAUACAGUCUCAUCACUUAAAGGGAAACUGCACUUUGAUGGAAUUUAGCCCAUUGUGCGUUCUAAAGAUAUAAAAACAGAUAAAAGAGGCAGCUAAGAAUGCACGUAAUGGGACACACCUAUUCCGCCUAUAAAGCCUUCUGGAAAAAAAACGCUCCAUUUGCUUAAUGUGACCUGCAUAUUAACCAAUCUACAACGACAUUGUUAUUGUUAUUAACAUUGUUACGCCAAAGAACUAUGUUACUGGCGUAGUGACACCCCGCCACACCACACUGGCUAGCUACUAGCCGGCCAGCGAUUAUUAUGGGUAUAAAGUCAUAAUCUAUUUACAAAAAGAUACAAGAAUAAAGGCAAGAUAUUAUGGGAAUAACGGCACGACACAAAGAAAAUUUUCAAGAAGAAAGUUGAAAUAGUUGGGAAAUAAAAAAAAAAAAACAGAAAUUGAAAAAAAAAAAUUAUGAGGAAAAAAAGUUGUAUUAUAACGAGAAAAAAAGUUGUGAUUUUACAUGAAUAAACUCAUAAUAUUAUGAGGAAAAAGAUGUCAUUUUUGUAGCAUAGUUGAGUUGAAAUAUUAAAGAAAAAAUAUGUUGUUUAUUAAAAGUUGCAAUAUUAUGAGAAACAACAAAAUAAAGUUGUAAUUUUUGGAAAAUUAGGAUGGGCGAAAAGUUGUAAUAUUAUGGAAAUCUCUCAAAAUGUUAUGGGAAUAAAGUCAUAAUAUUAGGAGAAGAAAUUUACUUAUUUAAUUUAUUUAAGACUGAGAAGAAAGUUGAAAUAUUUAGAAAAAUGCACUAAAAAAAACAGCAAAAAUGGGGGAAAAAAGAGCAAAAAAGAGUGAAGUUGACACUAAUAAUAGGCUUUUUCAACUAUAGUAUGUCAAAAAGCAAGCUGAGAUGCAGUUUUUUCUUGAAAUAUAUAUAACUUCUUAGCAUACUGUAUAUAUCAAAGUGGCCCUUGCAUCCUUUCAUUUCCACUAUGUGGACCUCGCUGGGGAAAGUUUGGGCACCCCCGAGUUAAGUUCUAGAAUAGUGUAUAUCUACUGAAGUACCUAUUAGCCCCAACCUUCCCCGAUAGAGGCCUACUCUGCAGCUCGGCCCCUGAGGUGGCCGCAUAUUUGUUGGCUGACUAAGGAAUGUGGUUACAUGCCUUGGACAUUAGCUAUGACGGCGCGCUGGCUCCACUGGAGAGGGAGUGUACAAGGGAGCUAGCAGAGAAGGAGGGGAGGGCAGAGUCUGGCCUCACGGCAAAUGAGCUCAUUCACCCUCCGAGCUUAAAGAGAGCGAGCGGCGGCGGCGUCAUCCGUCGUUUGUAGAGAGAGCGAUCGGGUAGAGCAGAGUGGGAGUGGAGAGGGAGGAGUGUACGCUAGCGAGUGAGCGAAUGGGAGAUGGGGAGAGUGGAGCAGCACAACAAUAGUGAGCUGCUCUUCUUGCUGUGGAGUCACUGAGAAAGAGAGAGCCCUCGCUAAGACACGCAGACGCUGUCAGAGCAGCUGUGGGCAGAAUACAGCUGCAGCAGUUGUGCUCUCUCUCAGUGACCGCCAUUCUUAACAAAACCUCACAAUCACUAAAUAUUUAUCUGAGAGCAUUUCUGGGAUUUUCGCCUUCGUGUGGGAUUUUGGCCACAUGUGGACUAGUUUGAGGAGCCUUUAUUUUUCUUGCCAGUCGCUGAGGUUCAUUUCCAAGGCCCUGGAACAGCUCACUUAACCAGUGUGGACUCUCAAGUUGAGCAGUUUGGGAUUUUUGCAUACUUCCGUCCAGCAGCUCUAUUAGGAGGAGGCUUUUUUUUUGUCGAGCGAGGGGUUGCUCCAUCCCUGCAAAAGCAGCCAGAGCCUUUCCAUCGGUGUGUGUGUGUGUGUGCGCACACAAGCCAGAGUGUGUUCUGGGGGAUGCCUCUAGAUGUGGUGAUAUCUCCAGCAGAGGACCGUUUCUGGCCGGACCUGCAGGAAACAGACAUGAGGCUGAAGAUCAGGGUCCGCCGCAUGAAGAAGGGGAGAGAGCUACGAGGAGGCUUUGCUGCUUUCUCCUCCUGCUUCCCCGGCCUGUGUGAAGGGAAGCCAGCCACUGCUCUUCCUAUGAGCUUGUCCCAGCCCUGCUUGCCUGUGGCUAACGUCGGGCCCACUCGCAUCCUGCCGCACCUCUACCUGGGUUCACAAAAAGAUGUCCUCAAUAAGGAUCUGAUGGUUCAGAAUGGUAUUACGUAUGUGCUGAAUGCCAGCAACACCUGCCCCAAGCCAGACUUCAUCAGCGAGAGCCACUUCAUGCGCAUCCCAGUGAACGACAACUACUGCGAGAAGUUGCUUCCUUGGCUGGACAAAACCAAUGAAUUCAUCGACAAAGCUAAGGUGUCAAACUGCAGAGUCAUUGUGCACUGCCUGGCCGGAAUCUCGCGCUCGGCAACCAUCGCCAUUGCAUACAUCAUGAAGACAAUGGGCCUGUCAUCAGAUGAUGCCUACAGGUUUGUGAAGGACCGAAGGCCAUCCAUAUCCCCAAACUUUAACUUCCUGGGCCAGCUGCUGGAAUUUGAGAAAGGGUUGCGACUACUCCAAGCUUUGACUUCAAGCGCCGACGACAAGAUCUCCGAAGGCAACUCCAAGCUCAGCUCUGAGCUUAAUGGAGUCAACUCGUGUUUUGAGAUGAACGGUCACCAGGGCAACUAUGACUCAUCAGUGACAGAGCCACAAAACCCACCAGAACCCAAGAUAGCGUUACCCUCGUCCCUCCAGCAAGGCUUCAAUGGCUUGCACCUCUCUGCAGACAGGAUCAUGGACACCAACCGUCUGAAACGCUCCUUCUCUCUGGACAUUAAAUCUGUGUACUCCCCUAACAGUCCACAUUCUGCUGGCAUGGCACCAACACACUCUGAAGACGUCCCCAAGCUGUGCAAACUGGACAGUCCAGGAACGGGCACCUCCAACGGUGUCUGCUCCCAGUCUCCCAUCCUGACCAGUCCUUGCUCCUCUGACUCUCCCUUCCCCUCACCUGGCAGCACGGGCAGUGUUGGAGGUUUGGGGCAUGGAGUAAGCGAAGGAGUCCAUCGGCCUGGUUGUUCGUCAUCCAGACCCAGAAGAAAACCCAAGCACAUCUCUGGAAGUUCACCAGUCCAUUUCCAACAACAUCCGCCCCAGUCCCUCAGCCUGUCUCUGGACCAUAAGAGCCCAAGCAUGGAUGAGAACCUAAAGGGUUCCCUGCUUCUGUCACUGCCCUCCAUGGGAUCUGAGGCCAUGUGGACCAAACAUAGAGACACCGUCCAGGCCACCACCCCUGUUACUCCUGUCACCCCCACCACCGAUGUCCCCUGGCACUUUGGGCCGGAGGAGGGGGGCGAGAUGGAGCUCGGCAGUGGAGUGGAUGGUGGGAGAAGCGAGUCUUCUGUGAGAUUCGGGAGCAGCUCGGCGUACGUGGCGUUCGGAUGCAGCGAGGGAGUGCGGUUACGGGACAAACCUAAAGAGAAGCCGCCGGCGCCACAGCGAGACAAGCGGGACUUCACGUCGUCGUCCGCAGUGACCGUGUCCAACGCCGCGAACGGCAGCGGCUCGGCCUCGGAGAAGCAGUUCAAGCGCCGCAGCUGUCAGAUGGAAUUCGAGGAAGGCAUCUCAGACACGCGUUCUCGAGAAGAACUGGGGAAGAUUGGAAAACAGUCCAGUUUCUCUGGGAGCCUUGAGAUCAUUGAGGUAUCCUGACACAUAAUAGACAACAAAAGAGACCUGCUUAGACGGGUCUCUUUCUGCCUCGGCAGCAUUCAGGACUCCCAGCUGAGAGAUGGACUGAGCAAAGCGCUUAACGAGCAGACACAGCUGGCCAGAGACAAUGUCUGACGUGUGCUGCUUACCACAACACAACCUUCUUGAACUCUCUAAGCGCAGGAGAGCUAGGGCCGCAGGUACUCCUAACCUCUGAGGCGCUCGACACACGAAAGAGCCCAGAGAGCGCGUCACCCUCCAUCCUUAUCUUGGAGAACAACUCAGACACAAACUGCCUGCCUGUGGUCAAGUGUAGUCGUAGUUCCAGUGGGUGUAAUAACUCGUGAUCUGAACCCCCAAAGCGUCCACCACCUUGUUGGUGUCCAACAGCCUCAAAAAGCUCAGCCCAAGUUGCCCUCAUCGCAGCAUGGUCAACACUAGCAGAGGCCUUGAUUGCACGAGGCACAUCCACGCUACUUGUUCCCCGCCCAGCCCUACUCCAACCAGUGACCCUAAAGCACAGCGUGUCCUUUCUGACGCUCCUGUUUCUGGUGUUAACAGCCCCUCCCUGCCAUUGCUCCUUGUCACCACUUGUGGUCCCCACUGAGCAUGCACCAUGAAAGGCUGACAGCAGAAUCCUAUAUCAUACAAUAUAAAUAUAUAUGUAUAGCAAUUUUAAUGGACUUUUUUUGUUGUUUUAAUUUAUUGUUCAUUCUGGUAAUGAGAAAUAAUAUAAUGUUUGUGGAUUUAUUUUCUUUUUCUUUUGUUGAAUGAUUCUUAUUUGCUGUACGGUAUUUAUAAACACAUACGAAUACACAGAAAUUCAAGCAAGCAAUAUAUGUGCUGUUCCUUUCUUCGGGGAGAGUGAUGUAUGACUUGGAAAUGCACUUUUGGGCUUUCUGCUACACAUUGUGGGGACGAUGCAGACGACACUAGUGACAUCCUCAACGUAUGGCUUUAACACAUUAACAUUUUUCUGCAUGUCGCGGGGGCUUGCAUAACGACAACUUUAUGCAAAACAUAUGCACCGUUUUGGAUCAGUGACCCUCUUUAAGUCAGUUCCCACGCAACACACAUCCUUCACUGUAUGCCAUGGGUGUCCAAAAUGCGGCCCGCGGCACGUUGUAACAAAAAGAGCAGAAAAAGAGAAAUCAGCAGUAAUUUUACAAGAAUAAAGUCAAAAUUUUCAGAGGAAAAAGUACUGUAGUACUCUAACGAGAAAAAGUCGUCAUUUUACGAGAAUGUCGUAAUAUUAUGACAAAACCACGAGUUUUUGUAAAAUUUGGGUGUGGGUAAAGUUAUAAUAAAGUCAAUGUGGGAAUAACGUCAGAAUUAUGAAAAGAAAAUGGAAAAGACUUUAAUUUUACAAGAAUAAGUCACAAUAUUAACAGGAAAAUUUUUCACUAUGUGGCCCUCAAAGGGGAAAAGUUUGGACACCCCUGCUGUAUGGACUUAUUUUUACACACACACACACACACACACACACACACACACACACACACACACACACACACACACACCUUUUUCUUUCCUUCUCAGGGGAUCUUUGAAUGAGCCAAGCCCAGCACAUCAGCACAACACUCUGAGGUGGAAGAAGUGCAAAUGUUGCUCUCCUGGUGCGAGAUGCUUAUUUAUUCAUCAUCUUGUCUUUUGACCCUUUUCUUUAUGAUGCAAGUUCCGCUCGGUUCUUUUGUUUGCCCGCGGCUCAAUCAUUGAAUCCCUCCAUGUCUUUUUAAAUUGUUGUCAGCAUUAUUUAUAAUAUUAUGUAACAAAUAUGAUGCAGGCUGUCCCAUUUGCUAAAUCUGUUGUUCUUGAAUUAUUAUUAUCAUUAUUAUUAUUAUUAUUAUUAUUGUAAAUAGCAACAUGGAAGAACACUGAUGAGUUUUUGGAAAGAAAAUCCUGAUAGGCUGCUUGAUGCUAAAAAUACCUCAGGUUCUAUUGAAAGGCUUUUCCUUCUCCUGUAAAUGUUUUGUGAAAAUGAGACAAAAUACAGACAUGACAAAAUACAAACGCUGCUUCUCCUUCG